CGGCUCCCAGAUUUCUAUCACACACCACCAUGGUCACCUCCGCGAUUCUUUUCCCACUCUUCGCACUCCACAUUCUCACUCAUGCAGCGUCACCUCUCACCCGUCGCCAAUCUCCCUACAUGACCGUCAAGACCGAAACGGGGUUGACAUGGUGCCGACCAUAUGCUGACGAAAUGGAUCACGAGCUCGUCGACUUCUACGACUCAACCCCCAUCAAUAUAACCUGCUGGACUACGACCACGAUGCCAGACUCGAAAGGAAUUGUUGGCGGCAGUAAACUCUGGUUAUGGGCGGCCAAUGUGACCAACAGCGAGAAAGGUGGGGUGUUAGCAAAAGGAGUAGGAACUGCACAGACGACGCAGUACGGAUGUUGGAUUAGCGAGACGUACCUCAUAGCUGGAUCUGCGGAUUUGAAGAAAGAUUUAAAGUCUUGUGGGCAGGCACCUCAGCAUCAAGUAUUCUUCCCCAAAAGCAAUAACGGCUUUACUUGCCAUGCCUGCACCGAUCUUGACAAGCCGGCUUGCCAACGGAGCUGGAACGCAACAGGUGGGAACACACCUAUCACUCCCGGUGCUGCAUAUGUGGGAUACAUGUCAACAGGGUGUUGGAAGGAUGGGACAAAAGUAAAUGGGAAUAGCACAUGGGUUAAACUAAGGGAUGAAGACUGUUACAUCAGCCCUGAUCAGCCUGAUCAAAAGGAAUGGCAUGGAAAUCCGGCAGCGAAAAAUCCUUCCAUCCACGGAUGGAGUCUUGAAACUAGUCCCCGUAAAACGCUAACCGUUACAAUUGGCCCUUGGGCGGUUUCUUUGCCUUUCUAUGCCCCGCCCUCAAGGUCGAACUUCACUUCCCAUCAUCUUGAAAUGCUAUCUUGGAUGUCGAGUCUUGUUUUCACAAAGGGUCUUUGAAAGUCGUGGCAGAAGCAUCAUAGAACCCCUAUCCAAAGGCACGCUGUCGCGGAGGUGAGCUAGGACCUGUCAUAUUUCGUUAAGGGGUGAGAGCGGGGAAUGGAGCGGCGAGGGACAUGUACAACAUUCGUACGCGAGCAUUGCUGUAAGCGUCCAAGGCUUUCGGUCCAUCUUCGCUCUAUGGCGAUGUCGGUGUGGUGUAGCUCGAAGACUAAUUUAACAACUAUGUUGGCUCCUCUGCAUCCAUUCCGCAAUUUAGAACUGCGCUGCCUUCGACCCGGGCGGAACGUAAGGGCUUGAGUCGUGAAAAUAUCUUAUGAACUACCUUGGACAUCAAUAGUAUAUCCAUGGCAGUAGUCUAGGUAGUGGUCUAGGUAGUGGUCUAGGUAGUGG
Molecule: messenger RNA, 1298 nt
Organism: Lindgomyces ingoldianus
Lineage: Eukaryota; Fungi; Ascomycota; Dothideomycetes; Pleosporales; Lindgomycetaceae
Exons: 4
Coding region: 30-905 (291 amino acids)
Source: RefSeq, a predicted model, not a curated record